Messenger RNA from Acanthamoeba castellanii str. Neff, 783 nucleotides. RefSeq names its product tetratricopeptide repeat domain containing protein. Bases 1 to 783 code for a protein of 260 amino acids. Lineage: Eukaryota; Discosea; Longamoebia; Acanthamoebidae. Gene Ontology annotation, molecular function: protein binding. The record is from RefSeq and is a predicted model, not a curated record. The transcript is spliced from 5 exons.
AUGGAAAAAAACAUAAAUAAAUUGAACAACGAAGAUGAGGCGGACAAGAAUAGUCGUCGCCGGAACGACUCUGCGGAGGCCGCAAGUGACGUCGCUGGCGGCAGUUCGUGCAUCGGCCUCUACGAGGCUGCUGCUCCGAUCAUCAACCGCAACACCUACCAGAUUUUAUUGACAGGGCAGGUGGCCAACAACGCCAUCGCAGAGCUGCAGCGGAUAGAGGGGGAGCUUGCGCGGAUCAAGGAAAGCGACCAGGCUGACAAAGUCGCUGGCGAAGCGACGCAGAUCGUCACUCGGCUUGAGACGCUCGGCAAAGAGCUCAAGAUCACAGUGAUCGAAGAUGAAGGCCAGCAGAUCGAGCUGCCCGAGAACGAGGACGAGAAGAAGCUCUUCACCAAGCUCAAGGCAGAAGGCCUCUAUCUUUGCGGUGAUGCUCUCCUCUGCCUGGGGCGGCAUCAGGAAGCGCUGAGCUAUCUUGACCGAGUCAUUGAAAUGCGGCCCAACCACAUCGACGCCCUCCUCGCGCGCGGCGAGGUGUACAUGGACCUCGGGGACGACAAGAGUGCCAUGAGGGACUUCAACGAGGUGCGAUUCUGGGACCCCAACAACCCGGAUGCUCUGUUCUACGCUGCCUCGCUGCUCCGCAAGACGAUGAAAAAGAUCGCGGGAGACAAGCAGGAUCUCGACAACUACUUCCCUCCCGCGACCCCUGGUGGUGGUGACGAAGCCACCCAGAGCUCACAGCCCGAGCACAAAGAGCAGGACAGUGACCUCGCCACCAAAUAA